AUGGAGAGUGGGCUAAGCGAGAUCGGAAGCACGAAGAUGUUCGAUGGCUUCAACAAAAGAUACAAACACUACAGUGAGACACUUGGCUGUUCCAUGACUUUCUCCAUCUACUUCCCUCCUUCUUCUACCUCAUCUUCCCGUAAAUUCCCUGUGCUUUACUGGCUCUCUGGUCUCACUUGCACUGAUGAGAACUUCAUUAUUAAGUCCGGUGCUCAACGUGCUGCUUCUACUCGCGGCAUUGCUCUUGUUGCUCCAGAUACUUCUCCAAGUGAGCCACAUUAUAUAAUGUCUUUGCUUGUUUACCCGGUUUGUAUUGUAACCAUCUGGGUUUUGAUAUUUGUAGGAGGACUGAAUGUUGAAGGGGAAGCAGAUAGUUAUGACUUUGGUGUAGUAGGAGCUGGGUUUUACCUCAAUGCUACUCAGGAGAAGUGGAAGAACUGGCGUAUGUAUGACUAUGUAGUCAAAGAGUUGCCGAAACUCCUGAGUGAGAACUUUUCCCAGCUUGACACAACUAGGGCAUCUAUCUCUGGACAUUCCAUGGGUGGACAUGGAGCACUUACUAUUUACCUGAAGAACCUAGACAAGUAUAAGUCUGUGUCAGCAUUUGCACCAAUUGCCAAUCCCAUAAACUGCCAGUGGGGACACAAAGCAUUCACCAAUUAUCUAGGUGAUAACAAGGCUGCUUGGGAGGAGUACGAUGCCACUUGUCUUAUUUCAAAGUUCAACAAUCUGUCUGCCACUAUUCUUAUUGAUCAGGGAGAAAACGACCAGUUCUUCCCAGAUCAGUUAUUGCCAAACAAGUUUGAAGAGGCAUGCAAGAAAGUUAAUGCGCCGCUCUUACUGCGUAUGCACCCAGGAUACGACCACUCCUACUAUUUUAUUGCCACCUUCAUCGAAGACCACAUCACUCACCAUUCUCAAGCCCUUAAGCUGUAG
This is a messenger RNA of Eruca vesicaria subsp. sativa (arugula), 936 nucleotides long. The record is from the annotation of a GenBank genome assembly. Lineage: Eukaryota; Viridiplantae; Streptophyta; Magnoliopsida; Brassicales; Brassicaceae.